Molecule: messenger RNA, 1150 nt
Organism: Pipistrellus kuhlii (Kuhl's pipistrelle)
Lineage: Eukaryota; Metazoa; Chordata; Mammalia; Chiroptera; Vespertilionidae
Gene: IMMP2L
Product: inner mitochondrial membrane peptidase subunit 2
Exons: 7
Coding region: 120-647 (175 amino acids)
Biological process (GO): mitochondrial respiratory chain complex assembly
Cellular component (GO): mitochondrial inner membrane peptidase complex; membrane
Molecular function (GO): serine-type endopeptidase activity
Source: RefSeq, a predicted model, not a curated record
GCCGGCGGAGGGCGGGGCCAGCGGGCCUUCCAGGCGGAGCUGCGCUGCGGGGUUUUGGCCAAAUUGGGCACAAAAUAGCCACUUAGCCCUUCUCGCCGAGGAGGAGCGGGAGAAAGGGUAUGGCGCCGGCGCAAGGCUGGGCGAGGCGGUACAUCAAGGCCUUCUGCAAAGGCUUCUUCGUGGCGGUGCCUGUGGCCGUGACCUUCCUCGACCGGGUGGCCUGCGUGGCGCGAGUGGAGGGAGCCUCCAUGCAGCCCUCGCUGAACCCCGGAGGCAGCCACUCGUCCGACGUGGUGCUGCUGAACCACUGGAAGGUGCGGAACCUGGAGGUGCGCCGCGGGGACAUCGUGUCGCUGGUGUCCCCUAAAAACCCAGGACAGAAGAUCAUCAAGAGAGUGAUUGCCCUGGAAGGAGAUAUUAUAAAGACCAUGGGACACAAAAACCGCUAUGUCAAGGUGCCUCGUGGUCACAUCUGGGUUGAAGGUGAUCAUCAUGGACACAGUUUUGACAGCAAUUCUUUUGGGCCGGUUUCCCUGGGGCUGCUGCAUGCUCUUGCCACGCACAUCCUGUGGCCCCCGGAGCGCUGGCAGAGGCUGCAGUCCAUGCUGCCCCCGGAGCGCCUGCCGGUGCAGAGCGAAGACCAGUGAGGGAUGUCCCAUCGCCUGCCCUGGAGGCACGGGGAGGCCCCCCACGGCCACCUGCACAGGAAGGGGGGCCGCCACACGGAGACCCUCUGGCACUAAGAUGAUUAGAAGUUUAAAAGUAUUAAAUUAUAUUAAGUAGCACCUGAUUUUGUGGUCAAUUGUAAUAUCGCGUUGUUUUGUGUCAAAAAAAAAAUAUGCCGGCCUUUGGGAAUACAGAAGUUGUAUUCUCAUUUGUCUGCGGGAGGUUAUAUUUGAGGUUGUGCCCUGCAUCCCUAUCCUGCUGGUUGCUGGGUGUUGAUUUCAGUGCUUGCUGCUGGAAGAAUGUGCAAAUGAACCUAGGUGAACGCAAUGGCUUGAGUGAUGUCACUUGCUGUUCAGCUGGAACAGAAGAAACCUGUGGUGCACAUACAGAUGGGAAUUACAUCGUGAUUGACAGCUUCUACCAUGCAGGGACUGCCGGGGGACAGGUUGUGCUGUAAUGUGAAAUAAAGCACUCAUUGCUCAGG